UUGAAAUUAGCAGAAAAGAACUUAGCCGAUCUACUCCCUGAACAAGUAAGAACAAAGAAACACAAUUUUAAAAAAAGCUACCGAAGGUGUGAUUCCAAGGCUGAGGUCUCCAGUAGAUGACCCUGGGCUGAGCCUGCCUAGCUGUGAGGGAUAGCCUCUCCUACCUGUGGGGUGAGGGCCCCCACUGCAGCACCCAUAAAACGCUGCGUGUAGCACACCGCUACAAUUGGUGACCCCGACGAUCCAAACGAUUUUUGGACCAGAAAUGACCGACGCUGCCUCUGUUCAUGCAGUUUCGUUGAAACUGCCGGGUUUCUGGACACAGCGCCCGGACCUAUGGUUCCAGCAAGCCGAAGCCCAAUUCCACGUUCGCCAGAUCACCUCAGAAGACACCCGCUACUACUACGUGGUGAGCUCCCUCGACCAGGAUACAGCGGCCCAGGUCACGGAGUUGCCCCCGGCGGACAGCAAGUACACGGAACUCAAAGCCCUGCUCCUCAGGACUUUCGGACUCUCACGGCGCGAGCGGGCUGCCCGUUUACUGCACCUGGAUGGCUUGGGCGACAGACCUCCAUCGGCUUUAAUGAAUGAGAUGUUGUCUCUCGCCGACGGACACACACCCUGCCUCAUGUUUGAGCAGGCAUUCCUGGAGCAGCUGCCUGAGGACAUACACCUGCUGCUGUCCGACGCGGAUUUCAGUGACCCCCGGAAGGUGGCAGCCCGGGCGGACUUGCUGUGGAAUGCCAAAAAGGUGAGCGGGGCGUCCAUCGCACAGAUCUCCCAGCCACGCUCCCGGCAGCAAACCAGUCCAGGCCCGGCCGCAGAGCCCGCCGACCCCCGGCCCAAUGAACACUGGUGCUUCUACCACCAGCGGUGGGGCGCAGAAGCCCGCCGUUGUCACCCGCCCUGCAAGUUCCCGGGAAACGCCAGGACCAGCCGCCGCUGAUGGCUACGGCGGCUGGCCAUCGGGAUAGCCUCCUGUAUGUGUGGGAUAGAAGGUCGGGACGCCGGUUUUUGGUCGAUACUGGGGCUGAGAUC
Molecule: messenger RNA, 1038 nt
Organism: Hypanus sabinus (Atlantic stingray)
Lineage: Eukaryota; Metazoa; Chordata; Chondrichthyes; Myliobatiformes; Dasyatidae
Exons: 2
Coding region: 266-946 (226 amino acids)
Source: RefSeq, a predicted model, not a curated record